Seminavis robusta is the source of this 1740-nucleotide messenger RNA. Lineage: Eukaryota; Bacillariophyta; Bacillariophyceae; Naviculales; Naviculaceae. The record is from the annotation of a GenBank genome assembly.
AUGGAAAACUUGACAAGAAUCAGUAUUCAUCUCAACGCACUUUGGGGAGAAUUGCCCAGUGAGAUUGGUCUAAUGACAAGUUUGACAUACCUUCAUGUUGGGGGGAACAAAUUCAAUGGCAGCCUACCGACUGAACUUGGGCUGUUGACCCGAAUGGAGAAAAUGUUCACGAAAGUGAAUUCCUUCACAGGAUCGUUGCCCACUGAGCUUUUGAUGUUGACCAACAUGGACACUAUGCAGUUUUUUGAAAAUGCCUUCUCUGGCUCUCUUCCAACUGAGCUGGGCCUGUUGACCAGCUUGACAGCCCUUGAAAUUUCGGAAAAUCCCUUCAAUGGUACCCUUCCAUCGGAGCUAGGAAGACUGACCAAUUUGGAUCGAUUGACUCUUUGGUAUAAUCGAUUCACAGGUCCUUUGCCAAGUGAGCUUGGGAUGUUAACCAAAAUGACUUAUUUUGGCUGCUACCGGAAUGCCUUCAAUGGCAGUUUGCCAUCGGAGUUGGGAAUGUUGACCGACUGGGGAGAAAUGUUCUUUUAUGGGAAUGCCUUCACGGGAUCCAUACCAACUGAGCUUGGAAUGUUAACCAGCAUGAAAGGAAUUUAUCUGUUUCAGAACGCAUUGACAGGCACUCUUCCAAGUGAGCUUGGUCUCCUGUCCAACAUGACCGAUCUUCAAGUUGCUCGAAACUCCCUCAGUGGGAGUGUCUCCACAGCGCUUGGGCUGUUGACUCAUGUGAAGAAGUUGUACCUUUUUGACAAUGCCUUUACGGGUUCUUUGCCAAGUGAGCUUGGUCUUAUGACAAGUUUGAGUCGGCUAGAGCUGGAUGCAAACUCUUUCAGUGGUCCCAUACCGUAUCAACUUGGGAUGCUCACAAGCUUGGCAUCACUCUACCUUUCGGAGAAUUCCUUCACAGGCUCUUUGCCAAGCACACUAGGCAAUCUGAUCAGCAUGGAAAGAAUGUACAUGGCUGGCAAUGCCUUCACAGGCUCUUUGCCCAGUGAGUUUGGACUGCUAACCAACAUCAAAAUCCUGGACCUCUCUCAGAACUCUCUCCAUGGAUCACUACCAUCUACCGAAUUGGGAAGACUAGUCAAUAUAACGAGUUUGGACUUGUGGGGCAAUUCUCUGUCUGGUUCUCUGCCAACAGAAGCUGGAUUGCUGACACAGCUGACAGUUUUGAGUUUGAGAAGCAAUCUGUUGGAUGGACGGUUGCCCAGUGAAGUUGGAUUGCUGACACAACUGUCUGGUCUGUGGCUCAACGACUGUUCCUUCUCUGGUGCUCUUCCCAGCGAGCUUGGGUUGAUGGAAUCUUUGGAGAUACUGAACCUCAGCAACAACUCUUUUGCAGGGUUGGUCAUCUCUGAGUUGGGGCAGCUUUCAAAUCUACGACAACUGGAUCUUUCAUCAAGUCCACCCUCCCUGAGAGGGCCAUUUCCUUUUGAUUCCUUGCCCAGUGGUCUAGGCAGUCUGGAUAUCUCUGGCAGCCCUGGUUUGAUAUGCAUAUCCAUCUUUCCCUCAUUAUUGUCGGCGGUACCUGGUAGUGGCAGUCGUCAGCAUGCUAGUGAAAUUGGGCUGAUGGAAUCCCUGCAGACACUGAACCUUCGCAACAAUUCCUUUCUUGGUUUGGUCAUCUCCGAUUUGGGGCAGCUUGGAAACCUACAAGAAUUGGAUCUUUCAGUGAGUCCACCGUCCCUGCAAGGACCAUUCCUUUUGAUUUCUUGCCCAGCAGCCUGGGUUACCUGA